AUGGCAACACUGCACCUCAACCACGAACUAUUGCUAGACCAUCUCUACCAGCCCAACCUUCUCCUCAAACACCUGCUCGCCAUGAGCACGGCAGUACCUCGAGCACGACCUCUCCCAGCCCAAUCCACUCGUCGUAAACACACCCCCAGCCAACUCGCUCCUAUUCGACCUACAGCCAUUCGACCUACAGCCCCAAACCACACCUGCGCGCAACAGGUACAAGCUCGAUCUCCGCAGGCCCGGAAAAGUUUCUCUGGGCCUGUGACUGCCACGGCUACACGUCUGAACCCGACUGUUCGACACGAGCUUUCUGCUACUACGUUCACAAUCGCGGCGAGCGCGGAGCGAGGUAGUGGCUAG
Molecule: messenger RNA, 360 nt
Organism: Parastagonospora nodorum SN15
Lineage: Eukaryota; Fungi; Ascomycota; Dothideomycetes; Pleosporales; Phaeosphaeriaceae
Exons: 2
Coding region: 1-360 (119 amino acids)
Source: RefSeq, a predicted model, not a curated record